CAAUUUCUUCGGAUUUUUUUUAGAGUGGUGUUAGCUGCGAAUGGAAGUCUGGUUUCGUCAUUUUAUGGAAAGAAACAAAUAUCAAAAGUAAAAGUGGGCUUAUUUAAAAAGGUACCAUAGUAACUUCAACAUGGAUCCACAAUGAACAAAAGACAGACAAAAUGAGUGUAGGCUUAACACAGAGUAAGGCUAUCUUGCAUACACAACAACGAUUGGACUCAAAAUGGCUGAAAACAGAUAUUCAGCUUGUAUUCUGCAUUGAUGGUUUGAGUCGGUUGUGGAAUGAAUUGGUCAAAGAUGGUGAGGUUAUUACCGAUAACACAGAGGUUAUACUGAAUCCAGCUGGAGCACCUUCCAAAAAAGGAGAAACCGGAAAGUAUUACUGUGGUUUACGUAUAUUAACGUGCAGCUGUUGUAAUGGGUCAUGUGGGCCAAAUAAUGGCUGCAAUUGUGUACCUUGCCAGAAACUCGAUCAGGAGGAGAAGGAGCGAAAGGAGGAACAGAGCGAGCUUCCACAACCGGCUGUAUCGUUCAUUGAAUCAUGGACUUGGGGGCGCCAACCAGAACCAAGUCAACUAAAGGAUUGUUUAUCAUCACUGCUGUAUGAACAGCACCAGUUGUCUUGUCAAGCAGCCCUCACCACCAUUUCCUCAAUCCACCUUCACCAGCGUUUGAUGGUGCUCAAGAGGUAUUUCAUAGCCCUCUCAAGACACAACCCUGAGCAGAUGACAAUUGCGGUGAACACCAUUCAGUCUUCAGCAGCAACUAAGCUAAUCAAACUCCCUAAGAAGAUAGCUGAGAAAGCAACCACGUCCCUGGCAAGAGUGGGUGCAAGAACUGCUUUAUCAUUUGCUUUUGCAUUUUUGCGGCGGGCCUGGCGAUCCGGUGAAGACUCUGACCUGUGCUCUGAGCUGCUACAUGAUGCCCUCGAAGCGCUACAAUCACUGCCAGAGGCCACGCUAUUUGAUGAGUCAUCAAUAUCAAGCGUAUGGUCAGAGGUUGUGGAGAAAGCUACAGACUUUCUCAAGAGUGUUGUCGUUGGAGACCUAAAUGCUUGUGCCAGUGCUAAAGGCAAUGACAUCAUCCCAGUAUAUGACCAACACAUGGCGUUAGCACUUCUACUGGAGCUAGCUAUCCAGCGGGGCACCAUGACACACCUGCUAGAUGCAGUCCUACUCCUGCUAAGACUCUGGGAUAGCGGCGGCCAGGAGCCUGACAACAGGAGCAGCUCAAGGGGUACCACUGCACCCUUGGUGCCCCUACUAAGACGAUUUCAGGGCAUACCAAAUCCAAAGAAUAAAUUCAUUGAUCAGGUCAAAGGAAAUGUAUUCACAAGUGGUGGUAUCGUAAGUCCUACUGAAUGUUUCCUUCGGUACUUGACCAUCCCCGACGACGACGACGCCUCGGUGGACCUCCGGCAGGCUGCCGUCAUUAUCACGUCCCACCUGGAUCGUCUCUGCAUGGCAUAUACGCCACCUCCUCCAAACCAAAGGACUCUGAGUUCAGCUGGCAACCAAGAGAUUUAUGGCCUAGGGCUUGUAAGGGGGUCAGGUCCUUCAGAUCAGCCGCAGCUAAUGGAGAGCAUAGCAGAGCUUGGUAUUACCCAGAUGUGUUGUACGGAAAGAUGCCUACUGCUGUUGAGUAGAACAGGAAAAGUAUAUGAACAAAUGCCAAAUGAGGACACAAAAUUGGUGGAAGGUCUGCAAGAUGUUUCCGUAGUCCAGAUAGCUGGGCACCCUGAAGGGCGUCACUGCCUGGCACUAUCCUCAGAUGGCCUUGUGUACUCCUGGGGCAAUGGAGAUGGUGGGAGGCUAGGACAUGGGAACAUCAAUUCCUAUGAACGUCCAACAUUGAUUACAUCUUUGCCAACCAAACAGUCUGGGAGACAGAUAGUACAAGUCGUCUGUGGAAAGAACUACAGUGCAGCAGUUACCAUUUCGGGGGAAUUGUUCACAUGGGGAAGGGGAAAUUUUGGCCGACUAGGACAUGGUAAUGAUGAUGAGCAGACGACUCCAACUGUUGUAGCAAGUUUGAAAGGUCACACUGUCACCUACGUUGCUUGUGGAACGGGAGAUUCUCACACACUUAUUGUAACAGACAAAGGAACUGUGUAUUCAUGUGGAGAUGGUGACUUUGGUAAACUAGGACAUGGUAACAAUGAGUCCCUUAAAGUGCCCAAAAUGAUUGACAAGCUCAGAGGUCAAGAGGUCACUAAAGUUUAUUGUGGUCAUCAUUAUUCAGCUGCAAUUACUAAAUCUGGAUACUUAUUCACUUGGGGAAAAGGCGAUGGGUACAGGCUAGGUCACAGCAACGAGGAACACCAGCGCUACCCAAAGAUGGUUGAAGGACUAUAUGGAAAGAAGGUCAUUGACCUGAGCAUUGGUCAAACACAUACACUUGUGUUAAUUGAUACUGGGCAGAUAUUCGGCUGGGGUAGAAAUGAUCAAGGACAAUUGGGGGAAUGCUCAGACCAGUACCACAAAGAACCGGUUCUCAUGUCAGCAUUUGAGGGCAGAAGCAUCACAGGAAUAUCUUCUGGCAAUGCACAGAGUUAUGCUUGGACAUCCAGUGGAAACUGGUCGAUUCCAUUACGGGUGCCAUUCAUCACCCAUGUGACAAGGAGCACAUUCGAACAGCUGGAUUUACUACUGCAGCGUGUAUGUGAAGGCCUUGAGGGUCACAGUGAUUGGCCCCCACCCCAGGAGAAAGAAUGCAUGGCAGUUGCAGGCCUAAAUGUUCUCAGGUUGCAGCUUCAUUCAGCAAUAUCCCAGCAGGAAGAUGCUGACAAGCUAGGCCUAGGUCUAGGAGGACCUUUGCUCUCAAGCCUCAAGCAAAGAGUGGUCGACUUGGCUAGUAAUGCUGGUGUGAUAGUCACAGUACAGAGCGCCGCUCAGGCUACCCUGCAGAGCGGGUGGUCCAUGCUUUUACCCACUGCAGAAGAAAGAGCUCGGGCUUUGUCUGCACUGCUACCGAGUGGAGGAGGAGAAACGGUUACGAUGACGCCAGGCCGGCGUUUCAUGAUGGAUCUACUGGUGAGCAGUCUGAUGGCUGAUGGCGGCCUAGAAUCUGCACUGUAUGCUGCCAUUCGUACAGAAAUGAAAGACCUGGAGAGUAUGAAGGAAAAAGAGAUAGCAGAGGAGGCCAAAGAGGGUGACACGUCCGAGGGAAGGAAGAUGAGGACCAGAGGUGUCGAGGAGGGGGGACAUGAGGAGAUCUGUACAAGUAUACCUUUACUGCAAUUAGUGCAACAGCUGCUCAGGAAUGCAUCUUCAAUAACCUUAUCCAAACUACGAGAAUUGAGUUCAGAUUUGAGUAAGAGUGACGCUCCAAACAUGAUGAAGAAUGAGAAGUCUGCUUCGCUUGAACUUUUACUGAAAUUCCAGAGACUUCUUGUUAGCUUCCUAUUUCCAAAUGAAAAAGAACAUAGAGCAAGUAGACAUAUAGUGGAUCCUGAAUUACUUGGUGCUGGCUCAUUACUACGUAAAUAUAUAGCUUUGUUGUGCUCUCACAUUAAUGACAUCAUGCCUGUGGCCUCCAGUUUAGCAGGUCAAAGUUGCAAGCAUUUUGCAGUCGUUGCUAGAGUUGUAGAAUCAGAUUUAUCUGGAGUACUGUUGCCGGAGUUAGUAAGCUGCGUGCUGUUGCUUGAGAUUCACACGUCGCUGGUGAUGCAUUACUCAGAGGCAGUACCGCUCCUAGGCAACAUGCUGGACACUCUAGACAGAUUCAACCUCUUAGCACCGGGAGUCAAUAAGGAAGAUAAAAAUGACUUAGAUUGGCCGGGAAUACCAGUUGGUUCUACAGCACCUACUAACAAUGCCCCAUACAACAUGGAAGAAGUGCAGUUGAUCAGGAAAGCUGACCUGGAGAACCACAACAAAGAUGGCGGCCUGUGGGUGGUUAUCCAUGGCAAGGUGUACGACUUGAAGGACUUCCAGACGGAUGCACCCUGUGGCAGUGAGUGCUUACUCACAUUAGCAGCUCAAGAUGCUACUGAAGCAUUUGUUGCUGCCAACCAUUCUGCAGAAGCUCAGAACCAACUUCAAAGAUUUUUUGUGGGAGUCUACCUUCAACCUGAGCAAGAUGUUGUUGCUAGUAAGGACAUCAGUUCCAUAUCGUCUCCUUUGAUUGACACCGAACGAACUUUAGCAGUUCUCCUUGGACUCCAUUGCAACCACCAGAUGCAUAGCUUUCCACUUACACCUAAUGAGCUUGAAUGUCGGAAGUGGCUUGAUUCUGAGCUUUUUAGUGGUGGGAUCCAGUUGAUUCCUCCACCACCAAGCUCCAUGCCAGAGGAUGAUGACACAUCCAGAGCAUCAGGAGGAGAGCCAGGUGAUGGUUAUAUCCAGGAAUCCAAUGACAAAAGCUUUGCACGGUCAUCGUCUUUAGCAGACACUGCACGACCAUUUAUUCAAGCGCUGGCUGACUCCCGAUUAAAUGAUCCUUAUGUGAGGUCUUUCUUAGCUUGUUGCGAACGAUACUGUAAAAAUCACCAUUUAGUUGCACCUAUUACGUUUGCUGUUGACCAUCCGGUAGAGGAGGUUGGCCGUUUGUUGACCGCUUGCAUUUUAAAGCACCAUGACCUUGGUCAUGCAUCACUGGCGAUUAUUGAUCCACAUCAUGGACAGACCGAGAGCACCCUCCAUACAAGACCGCUUCCAAAAUCCAUUGCAGAAAUCUGUAGAGUUGUCUACAAUGCCAAGAAGACACUCAUAAAGAUCCACCAAGAUAGUGGCCAGUCUUACGAAGAUGUGUGCUCUCCAGUGAUAGCUCGCUGCAAGUUCCUGUUCACUGAACUGCGACCAGCAGUCGGAAACGAAGUUUCAGCCCUCACUAGGUUAAAGAUCCUAAUCACUGCUCCACGAUGGAAGAGGAUCGUAUCGAGGAUGAUACGGGAAAGAAGAUCCAGAACCUCAUCAACAACAGAGGGUUCUAAAAAAGAAGAAUCAAAGGGGGAAGAACACAAAGAGGAGGAUCCUGUAGAUUCAACAGCUGAAGGAGAAUUUAAAGUAUUUGCUAAGAAAUCUCGACAACUGUUAAGCACAAGUGAUAAGGAUUCGUGGAAGUCGAUUGCUAGCACAAUAACCAGUGCUAGAAAGUUUCGCUGGUUGAGACAACGAAUGACAGGUGCCAGCACACAGCCUGCCCUCAUCAAUAAAAUAAUCGAAUUCGCUCUCAAUGACGAUAAUAUUGAAAUUGAAAAAUUUAGAAAGGCUUUACACAACCAGAUGGAAAGAGCAGAUCAUCGGUUGAAGGGUGCUGAAGCAAUGUUGCGGCUGCUGGGUAAGGAGUACUUGGUACAAUCUGUACGCUAUGCAAUGCUUUGUGGGUGGCAAGGAUUAGUGGCAAUGGACAAGAUUAGUUGUACCUCGCCAAUGUCCAAUCCAUUGACUAAUGUCAACUUAAUCCCUCCAUAUGACCGAGUAAUUCUAGAAUCAACGUUUUCCAAGCUUAAUGCUUGGAGCAUAGACACUCUACGGAAGCAUGUUCUAGCAGCUGAAGCCCAGCUAAAGACUUCCUCUGAAACAACCUCUAAUGAUGCCAGAUCCAUUGGAUUCUUACCACAAGCAAGAUUCCUUCUGGCAUCUCUAGGACUCCUUACUGGAGACCAUCUUCCAAAUGGUGUCAGUUUGUUGUUGAACUCUGGAGUGCUUGCUCUUACUCAAACCAUACUCAGACUCAUAGGCCCUGAAGAGACUGAAGAAGAAGAUGACACCUUAAGUGUUGCAACAGUGUAUGAGGAGACCAGAACAUGUGCCCAGCCUGCACCAAUACCUACCAGCGGACCAGAACUAGCAUCCCUCAUGAAGAUUGGCACCAGAGUCAUCAGGGGACAAGAUUGGAAAUGGGGAGAUCAGGAUGGACCACCACCCAGUCAGGGUCGAGUGAUAGGCGAGCUUGGAGAAGAUGGCUGGAUACGUGUACAAUGGGACACAGGGAGCACCAAUUCCUAUCGGAUGGGAAAAGAAGGAAAGUAUGACCUGAAGCUUGCGGAACCACCUCUCAUUAUGGACAACAUGGAGGAGGACAAGGAAGUGGACAUUGAUCCAGGUGCUAAACAUAGAGAUGAGAGUGCCCAUCCGUCAUCCCUGCUACGUCGGUCUUGCAUUUGUCUUCUACGUUCUCUCGCUGUAUCUUGUGGAUUGCAUGGCGAAUCCAUGCAGAAGAAUGCUAUCAGUACAAUAAGUGGAUUGUUGCACAGGAUUGUGCAGACAGGAACUACGCUACAGUCCAAAUCCUUUGGUUGUGGUAUGACAGUAGGUGCUGAGAGUACAAGUAAUGUCAUAGGACACCAGUACAGUGAAUGGUCCACCUUAGGCUUCAUAUGUGGAAUAGCAUCAAACCAGAGGAUGUGCCACUCAUUGAGCACUGCUCAGUGGGUUACGCUGUUGCUGAAUGUUAUUGGUAGUGAGGAAAUAAGUGGUGAAACACUUCCACGACAGAUCAUGUCUUUACGUUUGUUACGCUGGGUGCUUCCAUCAUGGAAAGAUUGUGAAGAGCCAGAAAGAAUGCAGGAACUGGUCGAUUUGCUUUUCUCGUUACUAGGCAAAGUUCUACUAGCAUGUUGCUCGGACCCAAUGUUUACACAAGGAGACAUAAGGAAGAGUAAGAAGGUCCGCAGUAAGACAUCUUUGACAGCUUCUUUUGCGAGCACCAUCGCUGAAGAGAUCAUAGUGUUGUUAAGGAUUCUGCAUGACCUUGACACCUGGAAUUCCCUCAUCAAUUCCUACAUAUAUCAUCAACUUCAACUUGUUAGAGACCUUGUUAUUGAUACCUCUCAGGAUGGAGAUGAUGAGACCGACACUCAAAUCAAACAGGGACGUGUGAUGGCGGUGUUGUGUGUAAUUGGUGGCAUGGAUAAACGGCCACGUCUAGGUGGUUUGGUACAGCAUGCGGAACAUGGUCAAGGCACACUGGCUGGUAUAUCAGCCAAUGGCAGACUGACCAUUCAGUUUGACGGUCAACAUGUGUUGAAGGUCUGCAGACUAUCAUCUGUUACACCGAUUCCUGUAAUGCUGUUCAGUGUUGAGAAGUUGCCCUUGGUUGACAGUGCCCUACAGACAUGGGCUUCCUUGAUUAGCUUGGCAAGCCAUGGCUUCAAGAUUAACAAGAGCAUACAGAAGACCAGGAUACCAAGCAACAGCCUACCUCCAAUCCUAGAUAAUGUACUUAUGAAACAAUUGAGAACACAAGAGAUCAGGUUGUAUCUAUUGCAAGCUGCAAGAACAUUGUUCCGCCACCAGCAGAACUUGAGGCCGCUAUUAUCUGUUAAAUCUGGAGGGCUUCUGGCCUCAAGUGAUGGCAGCUCACCAGAGGCCACAACAUCUGACACAUCUUUGCUCCAACAAUUGAUGGUCACAGCUACCCAGCCUUCACCAAUCAAAGCUUUGUUUGACAGACAAGAACUAGAGUCUGCAGCGCUUGCGGUCUGUCAGCACUUGGUUGCAGAAGCUCGUUAUCCAUCUCAUAUGACGUCCUCCCCAGAGAACCGGUCACCCUCUACACCCUCUCCAGUUGCGGCAUCCGCUGGUUCUGCCGCCAGACCUGCUGGUGACAAGCCAACAGGAGCUGUCACAAAGCCUAAGAAGGUGAAACCAGCGCAGCCUCCUCCAUCGCUGCUUGUUCUUCAGGUCAUGGAAAUGGGAUUUCCUAGAUUGAAUGUCGAGUUUGCAGUUCAGUCACUUGGCGUGUUGUCUGAAAACAGUCCUAGUGUCCAAGCUAUCGUGAACUGGCUUGUGGAUCAUCCAGAUGUACAGAUACCUGACUUGAGCGAAGAGGAGGAAGAAGAGGAAGAGAACGAGGAGGAAGAGGAGUCAAUUAGUGAUGAGCAUUAUGAAACUGAAAUUGAAGAUGAAGAGGAUGACUUGAAUGAUAAAUGCAUAUUUAAUGCGGGUUCAGCUUCUGAAGGAAAAGCUUUUAAGAAACGCAGUGAUUUCCUUAGCAACGAUGAUUAUGCUUUGUACAUCCGUGAGAAUAUUCAAGUUGGUAUGACGAUACGCUGUUGCCGUACUUAUGAAGAAGUUCGAGAAGGGGAUAUUGGUAAAGUUGUGAAGUUGGACCGGGAUGGACUCCAUGAUCUGAAUGUUCAAGGAGACUGGCAGAUCAAAGGAGGAACUUACUGGGUACGCUACAUCCACGUGGAGCUGCUAGGACUGCAAGCAAAAGGCAUACCCGGUACAAACAUCAAGAUAGGGGACAGAGUGCGUGUGAGAAGGGUAAUUGCUUCCCCCAAGUAUCGAUGGGGUUCCGUUACACACCAGAGUAUUGGUACAAUUACAGGUGAACAUCAUAUUAUUGACUCUGAUAUUCCCUGUGGCAUUGAUAACAUUAAUGGCUUCAGUGCUGAUGGAAAGGACGUGACCGUAAACUUUCCGCAACAACCGCAUUGGACCGGAUUAGUCUCAGAAAUGGAGCUCGUUCCUUGUGUUCAUCAAAAUGUUACAUGUGAUGGUUGUCAAAUGUCACCACUCACAGGUUGUCGCUACAAGUGUCGUAUCUGCGCAGAUUUUGAUUACUGUGAGAAAUGCUACCGAUCCAAGCGAUGCCAUCGCCACACAUUCAUGCGUAUGGCUGUACCAGGAGCCACACCUGUGAACGUUGGCAGGCCAGGCCGCAGUAAACGACGGAGCUCCACAGUUGGGACGCUCAUAGAAGAGUGGUCCAAGUGUGUGAAGAAUAUUACAGUUUCGUCUAAAGAGGGCCAGUUGUCAAGGCUUGUGGAUGGUAACCAGGCAACUUACUGGCAAAGUUCAGGCUCCCAAGGAAAACACUGGAUACACCUGGAGAUGCAGCCAGACAUCCUAGUGCAUCGCCUUCGGAUGCAGGUGGAUCCUGCUGACAGCAGCUACCAACCAUCCCUCAUCAUCUUAAGUGGAGGUGAGAGUAUCACAAGCCUGCAAGAGAUUAAGACUGUCAAAGUUGGCCCAGUGGAGUCUGCAGUUACACUCCUUUCAGAUGUUAAUGAGUAUUACCGCUAUAUUGAGAUUGCCAUUCGACAAUGUAAGAGCAGUGGUAUUGACUGCAAAGUUCAUGGGCUGACCAUCACCGGUAGAAUGAGGACGGAGGAUGAUGACAUUGCUGCCAAUUUCUCCUUCAUAGCCUCCGACAAUGAGGAAGAUGUUGAUGAAGAGGGCAAAGGUGGUACCCAGAAUUCCUUGAGACUUCGUAGCAACACUGCCGGCCCUGAGAUCCAUACCAAAGUGUUUGUGUGGGGGUUGAAUGACAAGGACCAACUGGGAGGUCCAAAAGGAUCAAAGAUUAAGACACCUGUGUUGAAUGAAGCCCUCUCUGGGUUAAGAGUUGUCCAGAUCGCCGGUGGUUCCAAGAGUCUGUUUGUAGUAACGGCAGAGGGCAAGGUGUUUGCUUGUGGUGAAGGAACAAAUGGUCGUCUUGGACUUGGAAGCUCCAGUAAUGUGUCUAUACCUAAACAACUGACCUCCCUAAGCCAAUAUCAAGUUAAGAAGGUCGCUGUGCACUCUGGUGGACGACAUGCAAUGGUUUUGACUACUGAUGGUAAAGUGUUCUCAUGGGGUGAGGGAGAUGAUGGCAAACUCGGACAUUUCAGUCGCAUGAAUGUGGACAAACCUAAAUUGAUAGAUGCCUUAAAGACCAAGCGCAUCCGAGACAUUGCAUGCGGGAGCUCCCACAGUGCUGCAGUCACCAGUAACGGUGAUCUGUACACAUGGGGCUUAGGGGAAUAUGGACGCCUAGGUCAUGGUGAUAAUACAACGCAACUAAGGCCAAAACAGGUAAAGAGAAGAAGGAUCUAUGAUCCUAGGGGAAAAGGUGAUUAUUUCCGCCUUGGUCAUGGAACCGAUGCGCAUGUACGCAAGCCUCAGAUUGUGGAAAGUCUCAAAGGAAAGAAGAUUGUGCACGUAGCUGUCGGUGCACUGCACUGCUUAGCUGUUACCGAUACAGGACAGGUUUUUGCUUGGGGAGACAAUGACCAUGGACAGCAGGGUAACGGUACCACCACUGUCAAUAAGAAGACUGCCCUCGUGCAGGGGUUGGAAGGCGUUCGUAUAACGCGUGUUGCUUGUGGAUCGUCCCACAGUGUAGCCUGGUCAACAACAGAUGCCUCUGUGCCCCUAAUGCAUGAACCUGUCCUGUUUAGUACACCGAGAGAUCCUCUGGGGGCUUCAGAAUUAGGAGUUUCUACUGAGCUUGGACAUCCAUCUAGUCCUGAUGGUCAAGUACCGUCCAACUUAGGCAAGCAUCGCCCCUCCCUGGCUAAGAUCAUCCUAUCCUUGGACAGCAAUGCCGCCAAGCAGCAGGCAUUGAACUACAUCCUGACAGCCUUACAGAUCACAUAUGCCAGAGAUGCUGUAGUUGGCUCGCUCUUGUCUGGCUCUGCUGCCGUGAUUGCAGAUGCACAGUCUUUAUGCGGGUCAUUGAGUCCUGCUGAUAGCCUGGUGUCGACCUCUACCGUACCACUUGAACUACCGGAGCUCCUGCUCACUGGCAGUGAUUCCACCGCAGUUCUUGAGGAGCUUGAAGAGAAUGAAAGUCAUAGUCAUGCUGCCGGAGGUCACAGUUCACAUUCAGAGGUCAAGAAAUCUACAACAAACCUUGUUGCAGAAACUAUCACAAGUGCAGAAGAAGUGACAAGUCCCGGGGAGCAAGAUGCUCGCGCAGCUGCUCCUGGCCUUGAUGACUUCACGAGUCAGCUUGUGCCGCAGGACGCACGUUUACUGGUCAACAUUCUUAAGCUGGCUGUGGCAAACCGCGCUGGAGAGUGGACAAAGCAAGCAGUUGCUGAUGUGUUGGCAGCAAUGGCCAAUGCCUACCCAUUGGUGGCUGAAAUGUUAUUGGAAUUAUGUGUAACGGAGUUAGAAGAUGUUGCAUGCGAUACUGAAACAGGCCGCCUAGCUAUUCAACCAGUGGUACAAGAAAGCCACCACCCAUAUGCAGACGACACCACAACCACAGGUCACGUUAAAAUACCAGGAGCUGAAGCUCUACGUGUUGAAUUUGACCGCCAGUGCUCAACAGAAAGAAGGCACGACCCGUUGACCAUCAUGGAUGGUGCUGGACGUACAGUGUCCACUAGAUCAGGUCGUGAAUGGAACGAUUGGUCUCCAGAGCUACGCAUCGUUGGUGAUGACUUGAAGUGGAAGUUCACGACGGAUGGCUCUGUGAAUGGAUGGGGCUGGCGGUUCACGGUGUUUCCUAUCAUGCCUGCCGCUGCACCUAAGCAUUUGCUGUCUGAUCGACGCGUCCUUUCACAGCCGUCCAUUGAACUGGUGCAGUGUCUACUGGACUUUCAUCUGGAAGAGAAUGCUGGCAAUCAGAUUAUAUACCGACUAGCUGCUGCCCUCGCAGCCUGCGGACAACUCAGCUCACUUGGAGCUAAUCAAAGGAUGUGGGCAUUGCAACGGUUGAGGAAGUUGAUAGCGUCUGAGUUUGGAACCACUCUGAAUGUGGACACCAUAUUAGGACACCAUGUCACAGACGACGUAGCUGGCGCUUACAAUGCUUUUAGUGGAACAGCUCUUGCAGCCCUAGUGAAAGGCCUUCCUGAUGCCCUUCAUAGACAGUAUGACUAUGAAGAUCCUAUAACCAGAGGAGGUAAACACUUACUACAUAGUCCAUUCUUUAAGUUUACUGUCUAUUUUGUGAAAGCGUAUCGUGUUAUAGAUGUAGCGUGUGGGAGUGGUGAUGCUCAGACCCUGUGCUUGACUGAUGAUGAUUGCGUCUGGUCUUGGGGUGAUGGGGACUAUGGCAAACUAGGCCGUGGUGGCAGUGAUGGGUGCAAGACACCACAGAAGGUUGAAGGAUUAUUGCGCUUAGGCGUGUGUAAAGUAGAAUGCGGCUCACAGUUUUCUGUAGCCCUUACAAAGGCUGGAGCUGUACAUACCUGGGGAAAAGGAGAUUAUCAUCGUUUGGGUCAUGGAACUGAUGAGCAUGUGAGGCGCCCUCGUAAGGUUGCUGCAUUACAGGGCAAGAAAGUGAUUGCCAUAGCAACUGGAUCGCUGCAUUGUGUUGCUUGUACAGACAAAGGUGAAGUAUUUACAUGGGGUGACAAUGACGAAGGUCAGCUUGGUGACAGCACCACCAAUGCGAUUCAGAGACCACGACUUGUGUCGGCAUUACAAGGGAAGAAAAUGACAAAUGUAGCAUGUGGAUCGGCCCACACCAUUGCCUGGUCUACAAGCAAGCCAGUCAAUGCUGGAAAGAUGCCCUCCGUUGUACCCAUGGAAUACAACCUACUAAAAGACAUUGACAUUGUUGUACUGCGCAACCGACUCGUCCUGCUUUACCACUUCUCUGAACUCUUCUGCCCUUCAAUAUCCAUGUUUGAUUUGCAUAGUAAGCUAAAAGCUGGCCCUAGUGUUAACUGUGACUCUUUUGACAUGAUUGGUAUUGACUCACUCAGAGGACUAUUGGUCUCGUCUGGAAAGGAAGCAGCCUUCCGUAAGGUAGUUCAGGCAACGAUGAUGAGAGAUCGACAGCAUGGUCUCGUAAUCGAGCUGAACAGAAUCCAAGUGAAGCGGUCUAGGAGUAAAGGAGGCCUAGCAGGUCCUGAUGGCUGCAAGUCAGUGUUUGGUCAGAUGUGUAGCAAACUCAGUCAGUUUGGACCUGAAAGUUUACUGCUGCCUCAUCGUGUGUGGAAAGUCAAGUUCAUAGGCGAAAGUGUAGAUGACUGUGGUGGAGGUUACAGCGAGUCUAUAGCUGAGAUGUGCGAUGAAUUGCAGAAUGGCUCGGUACCAUUGUUGAUUAUUACUCCGAACGGUCGAGAUGAACUAGGUGCUAAUAGAGACUGCUUCCUUCUAAACCCCAUGUGUAAAUCUGCAAUCCAUCAGAAUAUGUUUCGCUUCUUUGGUGUUUUGAUGGGAAUUGCUAUUCGUACUGGUAGCCCAUUAAGCAUAUCCUUAGCUGAGCCUGUAUGGAAGCAGCUAGCUGGCAUGGCCCUCACUGUCGCAGAUCUUACGGAACUAGACAAGGAUUAUGUACCAGUUGUGUAUGUAUUUUUAAUUUGUAGAUUACAUGAGUUUGAUGAGCAAGUACAGUGGGUGAGGGAGGGUAUGGCAAGAGUUGUUCCUGUCCCACUGCUAUCUCUGUUCACCGGCUUCGAGCUAGAAACAAUGGUAUGUGGUAGUCCAGACAUUCCGCUUCACCUCCUCAAGUCUGUCGCUACGUACAAAGGCAUUGAUGGUUCCUCACCAUUGGUCCAUUGGUUCUGGGAGGUCAUGGAAGAGUUCACCAACAACGAGAGGUCGCUGUUCCUGCGGUUUGUCUGGGGGAGAACGCGGUUACCAAGAACCAUUGCAGAUUUUCGUGGUCGUGAUUUUGUUCUACAGGUACUUGAUAAAUACAACCCUCCUGAUCAUUUCAUGCCGGAAUCGUACACUUGUUUCUUCUUGCUCAAAAUGCCUCGUUAUUCCUGUAAAGUCAUCCUGCGAGAAAAACUGAAAUACGCCAUUCACUUCUGCAAGUCCAUCGACACAGAUGAUUAUGCCAGGAUCGCACUGAGCGGUGAUCCUGUCGGAGAUGUAUCUUGCGACGACACCGAUGAAUGUGAUUUGGACUUAGUGGACAUCGAGACGUCUGAUGCCUCGGAAGUUGAUAGCUUUUAAAGUGUGAUGAUUGUUUCAUGUGCAAUAGUGGAACUGUUUUUAGAGACCGCAAUUGUUUUGUAGUUUCAUAAACAGCUAUAAAUGCAUUAAUUUAACCACUGACAAUUUACUGAUCAAAGUAUAUGUUUAUUUUAAUGUCAUAUUUUUUAUAUAAAGAUGUGCUUGAUAAUUGUGCAAUGUUCAGUUGUUUGCACAGCAAUAGAACAUGUUGACCAGUGGGUAGCUGAAAGCUUUCUGUAUGUCCACAGUUUGUUAUCUAUAUGUCCCCAGUUGGCUAUGCAUAGGCACAUGAUUCACAGUACCAAUAGUACCACAAUUUUCUAUUUAUAGGUCCACAGUUUGAAUAUACUUUAUAAUUUCACAGUUGUACUUUAAAUAUUAUUAAAAUAUUAUAAGGAUAAUAUAAUAUUAUAUAAUUAUCAUAAAAGGAGUUCAAGUAUUAUGAUAAAUUUGUAACAGGAUUGAACGAUAGGAUUUUCUUCCAAUGGUUUAUCAGUGCACAGUUGGCUGAUUAUAGGUCCAUGUUGGAAAAUUUAAUUGUGGGUAAUUAUUUCUACUUAAUUCCUGAUCUCUAGUAUGUGAAGAGAAUGGUGCAAACUAUAUAUAUCUGAAUUUUCUUCAUCAUUUUUAUUAGUAUUUUUAUUCUCCAAAUGGAUUUAUAUAAGAUAUCUUUGUGGAUAACAUUGUUACUUUGUACAUAACCAACUGAAGUUAACUUGUGUAAGUUAUUUAACCUGUAUAAAUGAAGAGAGAAGUAAAUUUGGUUUGUAUCUGUGUUGCAUAUGUGAAAGGUAAGUUUUAAUUUAAUUGUAUUAUAUAAGUGAAUGACACAUUAUGAAUUUAGUGAAUAAUGUGUAAUAAGAAUACAGUACAGUAAUAGUAAUGUUAUAUUUGUAUAGUGCAUUAUGCUAUGGUUUCUAUGCGCUUUAUAUGAACAGAAAAGAAAAAAAAAAUAGCAAAUACUUUUGUUUUGAUGAAUGUUGAUAAACAUACUAGUAUGUGUGUAAAUAAAUAAAACAUUAAUACCAUUAAAAAUGAUCAAAUAUAAGCUUGUGUGUGUUUACAUAUAACUUUUUGCUAUAUAGUUUGUAACCUGAUUAUGUAUCAUUAAACGUGUAGACUCGUCAUAUGAAUGAGAUACUUAUUACUGUAGUAUAUCAUACAUGCCACAAAUACACAUACAAAUUAUAUUACAUAAAUUAGCUGAUGAUUAUUUAUUUAUUGAAUUUCAAUUUAUUGAAAGUAUGCAUUCUAAAUCAUAAAGAAUUUAUUUUUGUUGCUAUGUACACAGUGUAAUAUUCCGUACUUGUUUAGUAUUCAGAAAGUCUGAUAUAUAAUUAUGAUUGUUGUUUUUAUUUACAAUAAUAAAAAAAUGUUCAUGGUUGUUUAUAGGUACAUAAUUGGCUAUCUAUUUGUCCAUAUAUGGAGUUUUUUUUUCUCACAUUAACAACUUGUGUAAGGUGUGAAAGACUAUUAAUAGUAUUGUUUUUUAUUGUUGUUAUUAUUAUUUUUUUAUUGGCAAUAUUUGAAUAGAUAAAUUAGAUAUUGAAUUUGUUCUUCCAAAUAGUGUUUUAAGGUAAAAAAUGCUGGCAUAGAAAAAUGGCAAGUAUUCACUUGGUAUGUGUAUAUUUUCGAAGUGUCUCGUCAUUGUAGAUAAUUAUCUUUAUAAAGUAUUGUAUUAAUAUUAAAACUAUAAUUUGCUAACGCAUUGUGUAAUAAUUGAUUACUGCCUGAAUAUGUUUAUGACAGGCUAUCUCUCCGCAUAAUUUUGUUAUCUCCUGAAAUACUGAAACGGAAAUUAGAAAAAGACUACAAUAUCAAAGAUUACGAAAUUAAAUUUAUCAUCAUCAUCGUCGUUAUUCAUGAUGAUAGACCGUUGGUUGCUUGUUCAGUUUUUAUUAAACUUAACACAGUACAAUGCAAACAUUAAUUGGUGUUAAAUAAGUAAGUUAAAACUUAAAAAGAUUAAUAUACAGUAAAUAACAAAAUAACUAAAAUAAAUAAAAACAGCCUAUUGUUUCAUCUUGUUUGUAGGUAAAAAAAAAAUGUUUAGCGCUGUCUAGGUUGUGUAUAUCAUGUCAUGUUUUCUUUAUUUGGGGAAGAUUUGCUAAAUAAAGAUAUGGAAAAUUAAGCUA
Molecule: messenger RNA, 15709 nt
Organism: Anneissia japonica
Lineage: Eukaryota; Metazoa; Echinodermata; Crinoidea; Comatulida; Comatulidae
Product: E3 ubiquitin-protein ligase HERC2-like
Exons: 72
Coding region: 162-13574 (4470 amino acids)
Biological process (GO): protein ubiquitination
Cellular component (GO): cytoplasm; membrane
Molecular function (GO): ubiquitin protein ligase activity; zinc ion binding
Source: RefSeq, a predicted model, not a curated record